AUGCGCAUUGCUCUUGACCUCUACGGGCGGGCUCCCGGCGAUCAAAAUACGUACUUUACCGGACGAAUAGGCCCGGUCGAUGCUGUCAUUGUUCGUCUUUCGGAGAUGGGCAAAGUCAUCGCCGCCAGCACCGCAGCGAGUCUUCGGUCGAGCUUUCCAAACCUUGAGCUUGCUGUUGUCCUGACGGGCAUCUGCGGCGGAGUGCCCCAUGCGGAGGCAAAUGGAAUUGUGCUUGGAGACGUGAUACUCGCCAGGAGAGUAGUCCAGUACGAUCUCGGACGUGAGUAUCACGAUGGAUUUGUGGCAAAAACUACCGUGGAUGAGGGUCUUGUUCUUAUUACAAAUAUCGAGGAACGCACAGUAGCCCAUCUCCGAAAGCUACAAAACAAGCCUGUUCCGAAGUCAUGCUCAGCCACAUACCAGUAUCCUGGCAUUGAGGAAGAUAAAUUAUUUGGGCCAACCCAUUUACACAAACACCAGUCUGGUUGCGAGGGCUGCCAGCAUCCAGACAAGUCUUGCGACAAGGCACGCAACCAGACUUGUAAAGAUCUUCAGUGUCAUCUUCAUGGUCAACUAGUGCAGCGGGCUCGCCUCGACAUCCAUGGGAAAGAACAUGGCUCGGCGCCUAUGAAUCCCAGUGUAUUCUUUGGUUGCAUUGGCUCGGGUGAUAAAGUGAUAAAAUCCGGCCAACUCCGAGACAUUAUAGCCGAGAAACACAACCUUGUCGCUUUUGAGAUGGAAGGAGCCGGCGUGUGGGACGAGAUCCCUUGUAUCAUAGUCAAGAGUGUUUGUGACUAUGCAGACAGUCACAAGAAUAAGCAGUGGCAGAACUACGCGGCUGCAACGGCUGCAGCUGCUACCAAAGCCCUGCUCGAGCGCUACCCAAGAACGGACAGAACAAGAUUACCGAAAGUUGCCCUUGUUGAGCGAGGCGAUGCCCAGCUCCUCACGGGCGACAAUCAAGUCAACGCCUGUCGAGACGCAUUAUCCCUCAGAGAGCCAGUCGUUGAUCUGGAAACCCUCAAAAGCAGGAAAGGCCAGAGGACUAAAGGCACCUGCAAAUGGGUCAAGGACAAUGAAAAAUACCAAUCCUGGCUUGGUGGCGACUCGCAAUUUCUUUGGAUUUCCGGUGGCCCUGGCAAGGGGAAAACAAUGCUCUCCAUCUUUCUAACAGAGGAGCUUGAGAAGCAUACCCAAAAAUCAAAAGACACGGAACUUUUGUUCUACUUUUGCGACCAUCAGGACGAAAACCGCAACAGUGCCGUGGCUGUUCUUAGGUCCCUCGUGUGCCAACUGCUCUCCAAGCGCCCACAUUUGAUGAAGAGCAUCUCGAAAUACUUUGAAAGUAGUCAGAAAACACAGACGACGGUAUCUUCUGCGCAAGCUCUCUGGGUUGUAUUUCAAACGCUCCUACAGGCCAACCUCGGCACGGUUCUCUGCGUCAUUGACGGGCUGGACGAAUGUGACGGUGAGAGCACAGGCAUGCUAGUUGGCAAAUUUUGCGACUUUUUUCCGCCAGACAAGUCCAACAAGAUGCUCAAGUUGGCAAUUGUUAGCCGAAAGCUCAAGGGGCUAGAGGCUUUUUGUCAGGUGAAUCUAGACCAUGAUGACGAGGGACAUGUCAGCGACGACAUUACGAAUUUUAUAUCCGCCAAAGUCGAGGAACUUGACAAGGUGGAAGACUUUGGUUGCAUUCGCGAGCAAGUCGAAACCACUCUUCGACAUGGAGCCAACGGCACUUUUCUCUGGGUCAGCCUCGUGAUAAUGGAGCUGUUGAAGAAGACGACAUGUACCGAAAUCUUGGAUUCGCUGGAGGAGUUUCCACCCGGGCUGGACGCAAUGUAUGGCCGGAUGUUACAGAAGAUGAAAAAUAGCCUAGGGCUGGUGGCCUCCAAAAUCUUGCGUUGGGUUGUCAUGGCCACUCGGCCUCUGACAUUGUCAGAAUUAGCAAAGGCUGUCCAAGUCGGACCCUUGGCGAGCCUGAGCGCCGAAAAGGUCAUGAGCGACUACAUCACUUUGUGUGAGCCGAUGCUCAGGGUGCUCAAGGUGGGCGAAGACAAGGAGAUCGUCGACCUUGUCCACCAGUCAGCCAGGGACUACUUACUAAGACCGAUGAUGUCAGGCAAUUACGAAGCACCCGAGGAGUUUCUCAUCAACACUGGUGAAGCUCAUUUUGAACUGCUAGAAGUGUGUCUGGAUUGCAUUGAGGGCAGCGAUCUGCGUAAUGGGCCCGUGUCUGACGCAUUGGACCUGCAGAAGUCGCCUCUCUUGGACUACGCAUUGGAAUGGUGGCCAGAACAUGCAAGACAUUCUUCUGCAUACGGGGAGAAGCACUUGGACCUUUCACGACCCAUGUUCCGCAAGCAAUCUAACUUGCGGACAUAUUGGUGGGUGUCAUAUUGGUGGACACUUGAAACACCUAUGCCCAUAGACUUCAUGCCUUCAGGCCGACUUCCUAACCUACCGUUAUUACACUUGGCUUCCUGUUUCGGGAUCGAGUGGCUGGCUCGAAAAAUCUUGUCGGGCCGCCGCUUUUCGAUACUCUCAAGGGUCCUAAAAAAGGAAGAGGAUGAUUUGGGCAACACUCCGCUUCUCUAUGCCAUCGAUCGGGGGCACGAGCCAUUGGUUCAGCUGCUCCUUGAGAAGGGCUCCAAGGUCAAUGUGAAGUCUAGCAAUAGCCAGAAACCGCUAAUUCGUGCGGUGGACUGUGGAAACGGUACGAUUCUGAAACUGCUACUCGCCAAGAAGGGUAAUGUGGAUGAGAAGGACGAGGAGAGCAGAACGGCGCUACUAAGAGCCGCCUUCUUUGGGUAUGAUACAAAAGCGAAACUGCUUAUUGAACACGGCGCCGAUGUGAAUGCGGUGGACGAGCAUGGCAACACAGCGCUAAUAUUUGCUGCCAACGGUGGUCAUCACGUUAUAGUAAAGCCGCUUAUUGAACACGGCGCCAACGUGAAUGCGGCGGACGAGGAGGGCUUGACAGCGCUAAUUUGCGCUGCCAGCUAUGGUCACGAGGUCACAGCAAAGCUGCUUGUCGAGAAAGGCGCCAAUGUGAAUGCGGCGAAUAAUAAGGGUAACACAGCGCUAAUAUACGCUGCUGAUCGUGGUCAUAACGUUAUAGUAAAGCUGCUUAUUGAGAAAGGCGCUAAUAUGAAUACGGCGAAUAAUAAGGGUCACACAGCGCUAAUAUACGCUGCUAUAAACGGUCACGAGGUCAUAACAACGCUGCUUAUUGAGAAAGGCGCCAAUAUAAAUGCGAGCAAUAAGUAUGGCGGCACAGCGCUAAUAUACGCUGCUAAUUAUGGUCAUAACGUUAUAGCAAAGCUGCUUAUUGAGAAAGGCGCUAAUAUGAAUACGGCGAAUAAUAAGGGUAACACAGCGCUAAUAUGCGCUGCUCGAGAUGGUCAAGACACGUUUGUGGAGUUGCUCCUCAAGAAUGGAGCUUGUAUUAAUGCCAAGAAUGACUACGGCAGGACAGCCCUGAUGCACGCUGUCGCUAACGGGCACGAUACGACCGUCAAGCUGCUGCUCGCUAACGGCGCUGAUGUAAAUGUACAGGAUCAGGUCUCGAGGGAUUUGGCAUUACACCUAGCCGCUGAGUAUGGGCAUGAGAACAUCGUGGAAUUGCUGAAGGCGAGUUUAUCGCAAUAUACUAGUAUAAGUUAG
Molecule: messenger RNA, 3666 nt
Organism: Metarhizium brunneum ARSEF 3297
Lineage: Eukaryota; Fungi; Ascomycota; Sordariomycetes; Hypocreales; Clavicipitaceae
Source: RefSeq, a predicted model, not a curated record